GCGGGGCGAAAGCCGCGGGGCGGCCAUGACCGAAACUUGUGCGCCUGCCGCUGUGUGACGUGCGGAGCGGUGGGGUUCUGCGGCUCGUAGGAGAUGGAGGAGGCGCGGGCGCGCAAGUUGGAGGCUGGCAGAGCUAAGUUUGCUCACUUCAGAGAACGCAAAGCAAAAAGCAAUGUCGCGCAGUCGCAGAAAAAGACGCCGAAGAGGAAGGGCUCGUCUGUCCACACGCAUGACGUUCCACAGGAAGAGCGCACAGUAAUGGCCCCAGGCUGUGAUGUCGGUAAGGGUGUAGAGAGUAAGGCUGAAGACACCAACCUCCUAGAGACAACAACAGAGACAGAGGGGAGUGCUGAUUUGCCCAUCCAGGAUACAGCAAUCCAUCCAGCAGCUGAAGAAGUUGCAGUAUGUUCUGUGGCAGAAUGUGAUGAGCUUGAUGAUAAGAUGUGUCAAACUAGAAUAGCUGAGUUAGAGAAAAGAUUUCUGGAGAAACAGCAAGCGGUUGAAAGACUGACUGUGCAGAUGGAUGAACUACAGGAACAACUUAGCCAGCAUAGAGUCUCUAUGCAGCUUCAGGAAGCAACUGUUCAAGAGCAGAAUGAAGUCAUAAGGAAACUAACAAGCUGCCUUCAACAAACAAGAAAGGAUUGGGAUGACUUGCAGGAAGAGGCUUCACACGCAGCUGAUCAGAUCCAUGGCUUACAACUUCAGUUACAUCAGGUUAAUGUGAUGCUGAAGAAUAAAGGCUCUGGGAAGAAAGAGGUAUUAGAAGCCCAGCAGCAAAUGUCCUUGUUUCAGAACAGUCUCCAAGAACAAAAUGCACGUUUGGAGAUGCUGCAUCAAAGAGCACAAGACCUGGAGGUACAGCUUGAAUCUUCUCAAAAGAAUACCAAAGAUAAGGAAUAUCCGCUUGCCCUAAUGGAAGAGGGUACGAAAGAUACAAUGCAACAGCUAUAUGAAAGCAUAGGAGAAAAAGAUGACUGUAUUAAAAGUCUCCAGGAUCUACUGGCAUCAGAAAGAUUCAAUUUGUCUAUGCUACAACAUACUCUUUCUCUCCGGGACUCAGAAAUAACAGAAUUAAAAAACGAAAUAACCUUAAUCAAAAUGAAAGAACAGCAACAUAUUGAAGAACUGAAAAUGAAUCAUGAAAAGGAUGUUUGCAGACAAUUGGAGCACUUGAAGGCUAACCUGGAGAAAUGUCAUAGAAAAGAGAUUGCAGAAGCCAAGCAGAUAUAUGAAGAAGAAAUGAUUUUAAAACAUAAAAGUGAACUUGAACAGUUAAGGAAAGAACUUUCUGCUCUGAAUUCUGAAGAACACAUUCAGAAUUUAAAUAGAAUAAUAACUGACUUAAAUAAUAGUCUUUAUGAAUCUGAAAUUAGUAAAGAAAAUUUGAGAAAGGAACUUGAAAAUCAGCAGGAAAACUUCCAGAGAGAAAAAACUGAGGUUGAGAUUCAAUACAAAGUUUUAAUUAGCGAUCUUAAGUCUCAACUUUCAAAGGCAGAAGUGCAGGUCAAGGAAGCCCAACAAUAUGAGCAGGAAAAACAGCACUUGAAUGAAGGGAUUCAGAAACUGAAUUAUUUCAUCCGUGAAUUAAAUAAAAAGCAACUUUUUGAGGCUGAAGAAAGUAAAGAUGCAAAGCAAAAGCAUGAUGAAGAGACUGUCUCCAAUAAAAACCUAAGGGAAACACAAACUGGACCAGAUAUACUGGAGUUGCAGACAGUGAAGCUUGAGGAGAUGUUGAAUGAACCACGCCGAUUUAGAGAACAGCUAGAUCCUGACAAACUAGAUUUCCAGUGUCAACCAACAGUAGGUUCAUUAAGGGAUGAAUCGGAAGAAAUUGUGUGCUCAAAGAUCAGAGAGCAUAAUAAAAGUAGUGGAGAUCACUUGUCUGAAGAACCGUUGCCAGAACUAGGAUUUUUCACUACUGAUGAAGAGAUACUAUCAAAAUAUCUUGUCUUCACAGAGAGACCAGAGCAGUCAUAUGUGUCAGGCUGUUCUGAAGGUUAUACCACUGAAGAAGGUAAAUGCAGUAGGAUUGGGUUAAACAGUAGCGUGCUUUCAGAUCCCAGCACAGAUUUUAAACCUCCUCAACUAAACUUUGACCUUGAUGAAAAAUCAUGCGUUGGCAGUUUGACUAGAGAGACAUUUGAAGAGACCAAGGUGGAAGCAGAGGCCUUCAUUUCACUUUUGUCAGAUGGCUCCCAACUGCAAUGCAAAAUAAGUGACUAUGGUGAUGUAAAGGAUGAUGAGAGAGCUUGUGUAGUAGAGAGAUGUGUGAAGCUAACUGAGCAGCUCUGCAAAAAAGAGUCAGCCUUGAAGAAAUCUCAUCAGGAGACCCAAGAAGCUGUUGAAAAAUGGAAGAAAACGAUAGCUGAGCUCUGUGAAAUUAAUGUGGAACUGAAUAAGGAACGUGAAGCACGGCUAUGUUGUGAAGAACAACUUCUUCAGAAAACAGAGAGGGAGAAAGAACUUGAAAACAAAAUAAACCUCCUAGUAAAGCAACAGAAUGAGGAUGGAAGCCAAUCUUACUGUGCUACAGAACAUUUAGCAGAAGUGUCUAAAUCCUCUACCUGGCAACAAAUGGUAAAAGACCUCCAGGAGGAAAAAGAAACGUUGAUGGUGCAGCUGCGAACUCAGGAGCAGUUAGUGAAGGAAGUUCAAGAGCAGAAAAUAGCUUCUGAUUCUGUAACGAGUGAAGUACAGACUCUUUUUGGACGUCAGUUGGCUGCUUUGCAAAGUCAAAGGGAUCGAAUGCAGAACCAGCUUGAUGCUCAGAAGGCUAAAAACCAGAGAGUAACGGAGUUACUUGGUCAGAAAACCAUACUGGAAGAGACAAUGCUAAAAGAACAGGAGUUGCUCAAAGCAGAAAUCAAUAACAAAGAGCAAGACUUGGCACUCUUGGUGAAGGAGAAAACAGCAUUAGGAGAGAGAUUAUCCAUUGUGGAGAAGGAUCUAAUAAAAGCAGAGAAAGCAUUAGCAGCAAAUGCUAGCAUCAUAGCAGAUCUUGAGAAAAACAUACAUGAAGUUAAUACUGAAGUGCAAAACAUCAAAGAAGCACAGGAGUGUGAAAGACUAAGAUAUGAGGAUAGGUUGAACUUCAACAACAUGGAAAUUAGUAAACUUCAUGCUGAAAUAAAGGCAAAAAGUACUGAAUACAGUGAGAAAGAAAGCCAACUGAUUGAAGAAAUAGCUCAUUUGAAGAAGGUUCAUUUGGAGCUUGAAAAUUACUUGCGGGAAUCCUUUCAGUCUGUACAAGAUGCAAAGAAGGCACAGUCUGAGAUGAUGAAUUAUUAUAAGGAGGAAAUUGUUAAAAUGGAGACUCAGCACCUUGCAGAAUUAACUAAGCUGAGUUUGACACACAAGAAGGAGAUAGAAGAAUUAAAUGCUGAAGUAAAAGAUAAAGUUGAAAAGCAAAAGAAGUUGGAGGAAGAAAGAGUAGAACAGCUUGCUUUAGUAAAAAAGGUACAUGAACGAGAGCAUGACCGUGAAAUUUCUGAACUUAUUACUAAACAUAAAGAGGAAAUGGAGGAGCUCCGUGCUGAACUUAAUAAAGAAAAGCUACAGCUGUUGGAUGAACUUCAGCAGCAAAUGGCAGCCACGCACAAAGCAGAGAUUGAGCGUGCCCAGCUCCAGUCACAGACGCUUCACAGCCUUGAAUUGGAAGCAUUGCGCCUAAGUUUAAAUAACUUGCACACCUCCCAGCUUGAGCUUACUCAGUCUAACUUGAGAAAAGAAAAGGAAAUUGCACUUGUGGAACUACGGGAGAUGCUCAAUGAUAAGCGUGCUCAGGAGAUAGCAAUUCUACAAAGCCGCCAUCAGCUGGAGGGGGAGAAAAUUAAGGAACGUUGUUUGAAGGAAAAAGAAGACCUAACGUCAAAGUAUCAGCAAGAAUUAGUUGAUCAAAGAAAGAAAAUAGAACUGGAAAUGGAAGAGAAACAUAUUCAGAUGCUAGAGACUCUUAAAAGAGACUGGGAGUUGGAGUCUGAGAUGCAUUUAAAAUACACGUGUGAGGAGCUGUCUAAAAAACAUCAUGCUGAAAUAGCAGAGCUGCAGAAAACUCUGGAAAUGGAAUUAGAAAAAGUCAAAGCAGAGCUGGGACUUCUUUCUCUUGAGAAGGAACAAUCUGAAAAGAAAUGUGUAGAUUUGGAGAAGCAGCACCAGUUAGCAAUCACAGCAUUAACUAAACAACUGGAGGCUGAACAUAACCAACUCCUGGAAAAUAUGAAGACAGAAAGCCAAGAAAAAGAACAGAAUCUACAGAAGGAGCUGGAAAAACUUCAGAUCAUGCAUGAAGAAUUCAAGACUCGAUCACAAGAAGAAGUCAGGCAGCUUUGGUCUCAACUUGGCAGUACCCGAGCAAAUCGGCAGGAGUUAAGUGAUGGUGAGUCAGUCUGGUCGAGGAUGGAAACUCGUGUUCCAGAGCUGAAAGAGCAGCUCAUGGCUCGUGCAUCACAGGUGGAAGAAAUGGAGCAUUUAAAGCAAAAAUUUGAAGAGCAGCGUCAGCGAACAAAAAGUGAGCAUGAGGCUGAAUUAGAACAACUGAGAAUCUACUUUGAAAGAAAGUUAAGAGUCGCUGAGGAAAACUACAGAGAAGAAUUGACUGUGCUGCAUCAGAGACUGCAAGAACUGAAAGAAUAUUCAGUAUCUGAGGUUGAUGUGAGCCAUAAUCAAGUAGGGAAUAUCAGUUCUUCUGUCACAGUUUUUGGAGAGGUUGAGAAAGAGAGAAAAGACUUUUUCCUUGAUCAACUGAAUCAACAGCUGGAGCAACAUAAGGAAGAAAUUGCCUGUUUGCAAGGGCAACUUAAGGAAGAUCACAGACACGAACUAGAUUCCUUAAAAUCUUCCCUUGCACUUCAAUAUAAAGGGGACCUACUGAAAAUGAAGAUGGACCUCUCAGACAAGUAUAUAGUAGAAAUAGAGGAAAUGAAAAGAAAGCAUUGUUUAGAACUUGAGCAGCUCCGUGCCAGACUUUCAGAAGAACAUAUCAAAGAAAUCACUAAAUUGCGCCUGCAGAGUGCUCAAGAUGCAGCACGUCAAGUUGAAAUGGAGGUGGCCAAGCGAGUAUCUGUGCUGGAGGAAGAACACAAAGUUAAGCUCUCUCUCCUCCGCUCUGAGGAACAGCAUAUUGCAGAGCUUUCAGAAGAAAUAAAGUGUUUAAAGGAAGAGAUAACUAAACAAAAAGACUUCUUUGUGCAGAAUGAGAAGCAUCUGAAAGAGCAAAUGGAGCAGGUAAAAUUUAAAAUUGCUGAGGAUCAUGAGAAUGAAUUAAAGGAAGCCAGGGAAGAAGUUCAGAAAAUAGAGACUAUGUACAAAGAAAAAGAGAAGAAAUGGAAAUGUGAAAGUGAGGACCAGAGAAUCCAAGCAGAAGAGAAAUUAUCACUGUUGCACACAGAACUGCAAAAUAGGUUGGAAUGUGAGAAGCAGAAUUUACAGAAGGAGUUUGAACUUCGUGAAACUCAAAUGAAUCAGCUCCAAGAUCACCAAGCUGCCAAAAUUGUAGAAUUAGAGAAGUUGGUAAAAGAACAGCAAAACAACUUGCAACAGCUAGAAGACAGCCUUGCAGUUGCACAGGCCACACAGAAGUCUCAGGAACAAUAUGACAGUGACCUACAGGCAGCCAAAGUGCUUAUGGCAAAAGAAAUGGAGAAGGCCAAGCUUUGUCUGCAGGAAGAGUGUGCGCUGAAACUUUUGGAAGCACAAAGCAAGUUUAUGGAGGAACACAAAGCUUUGACUCGGAAGUUCACGGCUGAGCAAGAGUUUCUUCUCCAAGAGCUGAAGAAGAAACAUGUUGAUGAGCUAGAGCUUCAAAGUCAGCAGCUACAAGAGAAGCAUAAGCAGAAAAUUUUAUCUCUGACAACUGAAUUUCAGAGAAAGCACCAAGCUGAAAUUAAGACACUUAAAUCUACACUAGAAAGUAAACAGCAAACUCAACUUGAAGCUUUUGUUGCUGAGCUUCAGACAAAACAUCAAGCACAAAUUGAUGCGCUGGAGGCUAAACACUUAUCAAACCUGGAUUCCUUGGAGUCAUCCUACCUAUCUGAAAUUCAGAAUAUAAGAGAUGAACAUAGGCAGGUUCUUGAGAAGCUACAGCUGCAUCACACAGAGCAGCUCCGUGAAAAGGAUAAAAUGAAUCUAACGUGCCUCGCUCAGGAGAUAGAGAUAUUGAAGUUAAAGCAUGCUGAGGAACUUCAGCUAGCACAAAAUAAUUUGAAAAUUGAGCUAGCUACUGUGCAUAUGGAAAAGCUUAAAAUUAUGGCUGUAGAAGCAGAAGAAGCUCAUAAGGAUGACUUAAAAACAGCUCUACAAAAUCAGAGAAGUUUGCUGGAAGAAGAAAAACGUCUAGCCUUGGAUAUAUUACGUGAGGAAGUAAUGCAUAUGGAGGAAAAGCAUAGAAAAGCUCUGCAAGAACUUCAGAAUCUUCAUGAGGCAGAAAUUAAGAAGCAUAAGGAAGAGCACUCCAGGGAGCUGGAAAAGGAACUGGAGAAACUAAAAGCACAGCAUGAGCACGAACAGGAGAUGUAUGCUUCUGCAUCAGCCUCUGAAGUUGAAGCUGUGAGGACAGCUCUUCUGUCUCAAUUUGAGGCAGUCAAAAAGAAGCAGCAGCUUCAGUUCCAGGAAGAGAUUGAGCUGUUGAAGUGUCAGUCAGAAGUACUCCUUGAACAACAAAUUGCACAGCUGAAAGAUGAGUUUGAAGAUGAAAAAGCAGCUUUAAUACAUGACCAGGAGCAAGUGUUAAUUCAGGAAAGGGAGAAAGUACAGGCUGCUUGCCAAGAGGAGAAGGAGACAUUGUCAGCACAGCUACAGGAAAAAGCAGCAAGAAUUAUCCAGCUGGAAAAGAGAGUCGAAUCUUUAAACUGUGAAAUAAAGGAGACCAACUGUGAACUGGAGACACUCAUAGAGCGACGGGACAGAGAAAACCAAGAAGGAGGCAAUUUGGUAGCCAUGUUGAGAUCUGAUAUUGAGCAGUCCAAAGACGAAAGGAAGAAAAUGCAGGACUCGUAUCAGUGUCUUUUGAAAUGGCUUAUGGAGCUGGUGAAGGCCACAAUUGCUGUUGAGGAUCUUAUCUGUAGCAAGAUUGGUCUUUGCCUUGAUAACAGUAUGGCUUCUGCAGAUUCUAUGGAAAGUCACAGUAUUAUGGAAGAAAUAGGGUUUGUACAAUGCUUCAAAGCUAAAGAAAAGAGUCACCUAGAGAAAGUAGAUGAACUGCUUGAUGAAACUCUCACAGAACACAGCCAGCUGUCUCCAGUGACCGAAGAGCAGUAUGAUGAGUUGAGCCAAUACUUAUAUGAAAGUGUUUUUGCAAAGCCUGAAAUGGCAUAUGAAAAUGAAGAGAUGAUACUGAAAAUUUGUGAUCGUUUGCGCACUGCAGUGGAAAGACUUCUGGAACUGGUUACAGAAUCAACUAAGCAACUGGAAAAAACACAUGAAAUCCAUGCACAACUUGAAGAAGAAUUCGCUUGUCGAAAUCAGGAGACUGCUCAAGUGGUUAGUCAGCAUCAAGAACUAAUGGAGUGCCUCAGUGAGGAAAGUGAGGCUAAGAAUCAGCUGGCACUAGAGCUUCAUAAAGCAGAAGGCAUUAUUGAAGGCUAUGUUGCAGAAAAAGCUGCACUGGAGGAGGCCUUGAAUCUGAAAGAAGAAUCUGAGCGUCGCCUUGUUGUGGAGUUGGAGAAUAUGCGUGAACGCUUCCAGGAACUAACCCAGGAGCAGGCAAUUCUUGGUCUUCUCAAGGAAGUAGAACUUUUAGCAAAGGAGAAAUUGGAACUUGAGUGCCAGGCAGAAAAGGACCAUUCCAACUUACGCUCUCAAAUGAAAGUUCUUGAGAUGGAACUGGAAGAACAGCUGCACAGUAAUCACGACCUGACUAAACAAUUGGUGGAGGCUGCUGAGUUAAAGCAGCAAAUUGAAGUCCUUGAAAAACAGCUUAAAAACCAGCGACAAUUCAUGGAUGAACAAGCUAUAGAAAGAGAACAUGAACGUGAUGAUUUUCAGCAAGAAAUUAAAAAGCUGGAAGAACAGUUAAAACUUUCAGCUAAGUUACAGACUUUGGGAAAGCCCAGGGAGCAUGGGAACUAUGACUUGAUUCUACAGGUAGAAUCUUUACAAGCAGAAGUAAAACAGAAGGUGGAUGAUUACAAUAAGCUGUUAUUAGAAAAGGAACAAAAACAUCAAGAAAUUACAGCUCGUGAUAAAGAGAUUGAAAAACUGGUGGCACAAGUACAAGAACUGGAGCACAGCAGUACUGAAGUCUCAAAGACUGUAAACUACUUGCAACAACAACUUCAAAAAAUGAAGAAAGUAGAAACUGAAUUAAAACAGGAUAAAGAAGCAUUGCAACAGCAGCAGUACAACAAUUUGAUUCAGAUCUCUGCCCUGCAAUCUAAAUUGGAUGAAGUCAGGCAUGGAGUACCUAUGGAAGGCACUUCUGACCAAGGGCUGAAGGAACAGCUACAGGCAGAACACGAAUCACUUGAGAGGAAAGAAGGAGAGAUUGCAAGCUUGUUAGACCACCUAGAACAACAUAAGGAUAAAUUGACCAGUAAAAAUGAGGAGAUAUUACAGCUGAAAUUGCAGCUAGAGGUGCAAAAAAAUCUUAGCACUUUCACCAUCAACCAGCUUCAGCUAGAGAACGCGCAAUUGAAGGAUCUAACAAAUCUUCAUGUAAAGCAAAAUCAGGUCUUGGAUGUAAAUGAUUCGUCAGCUCUGUCCUUCCCACAAGCUCUACUUAAAGAAAAGAAUCAAGAAAUAGAUCACCUUAAUGAACAGCUGAGAAGACUGAAAUUUGAGCUAGUGAAUACCCUCGAGAAUAAAGUUGUUGAAGACCAAAAAUCUGAAAUUGAAGAACUCAGGUCUGUUAUCGAGCACCUUCGUGGGGACCAGGAACGGCUGAGUAAAGACAAAGAUGAAGAGGUAGAGCAACUUCACGGAGUAAUUGAGAAGCUCCAAAAGGAGCUGGCACAAUUUGGACCAGUAUGUCAUGAAGUUAGUGACAACCAAGGUGAUAUUUUUCAAUUUGGAUUGGAAAAGUCAGUGGAAAACCUGCAGAAGGAGUUGAAGAAGGGAUUGAUAGAUUGUCAGGGUGACACUGAUCUAGGUGGAAGAAAGGCAUUGCUACUUUCCAAGGUGAAGGAACUUGAGGAAGAGCUAGAGUUUGCCUCGGCUGCUAGAAAAGACCUGCAGCAGCAGCUGGAAGAGAAAGAAACACAGUUCAAAGUGGAAGUGGAAAUUUUAGAGAAAAAAUGCCAAAACUUACAGGAAUCAUCAAGGCAGCACUUUGCAGAGCUAAACACUCUGAGAUUACAGUACAGUGCACUUCAGGAAGAGUACAGCCUUCUCCAAACACAUAUUUCUCAGAGAGAAUUUGAAGCAAGGAUUGCUGCUUCUUGUGUUCAGGAACUCGAAGAUAGUGUGAAAGAGAGGGAACUGAGUAUUCUUGAAAAAGAUAAGCAGGUAAAGACAGCAGUGGCAGAUCAAAGAGAAGCUGAUGAGGGUGCACUGCAAUACUUAACAAAACAGACAUCAGAACUUGAAACUGAGUUGAAAAAGAAAGAUGUGAGUCAGGCUCAAGAUGUUUGUAGUCGUGAGUUUGAAGUUUCUAGACUUGAUUUACAUGUGCAAGCAAUGAAUCAGAAAGAAGUAUGUAAUCAGAGAGAAACUGAUGAAUUAGAAGGUAACAUGACAAAAUUGAAAGAUCAAAUCAAGAUAUACACAAAAGAGCUUGAAGCCUUACGUUUGGAAAGAGAUGAACUUAUUUCACAGUUGGAAUUGUACAAGCCAAAGGAAGUCCUUAAGAAGGGAAUGGAGGAAUUGGAAGCACUGGAAAUACAUAUUGAUCAGUCAUUUGCUUCCCCACCUGAUAAUCUGGAAAAUGUUGCUUUGGUUGACUGUACUGCUCAUGAUACAAAUAAACAAUCUCAGGUUAAGCAAUCAGAAGAAAAUAUCUCAAUGCAAAAAUUGGACAUGAUCAACAGCUUUGAAGAGCAAACUUUGAAAAAGCCUCCCCAUCAAACUCCCAAUUCUCCAAAAAACAGUGUGAAUGAAGGCUGUACUGAAGGUACUCUUAAAAACUUCCAGGAUUUCAUUGUGGAUGUGACUUCAUGGGAUUCGCCUGAGAUUAUGAGAAAGCAAGAUAUAAGCAUGGACCUUCAACCAGUGCUUAAUCUGACACCCUUUUCAGAAGCUGAAAGUACAGGUCUUGAAAUGGUGCACAGUAGGUCAUCCCUGCAGGGUGAUAAUUCUGUUUUGUUGGGAUUUCCCUACCUUUAUGAAAACGGCAGUGAGGAAGCAGCAGACAGAGCAGAUGUAAAAUCUCCAGUUUCCAGUGGAAGUACCUACUCUGUUGAUGACCAAGACAUGGAGAAGAUUUUGCAGAUGAGAGAAACAGAUAAUCUAACUCCAUCUGAUUUGCAAGAUGACAUAAGAUCGGGAGCAUCUGCCAUAGACGUGAUGAGCAAUGGAUGUGACAGCAGUACCGGAUCAAAUUUGGCCGCUAAACAAACAUCAGACCACUCAAAUGCUAAUUUCAUGGCUUAUCUGCGGUACUGUGGCAUGUUUCCAGAUACAGAAUCAGUGAGAGAAAAGGAAACACUUUCACCACAAUUGAAGACUGUGCUGAAGUUGGUGUAUGAGGAGAGUCACAAGAUAUUGGCUUUGUCAGAACAUUCCUUUGGUUUUAGGGAACUGAAAAAUGUUCAUCAGACCAGAGCAGUGAUGGAGGGAUGGCAAAAAGAAGGCUUGGCCUUGCUGAAUGCUAUACAGUCUCUGAAAGAUCACCUUAGCAAGGUAGCAGACAGAGGAGAUAAGGAGGAGCAGAGGCAGAUGGUUGUGGAGCACCUUUUCUCCUCAGACCGGAACAAUUUGCUCUCUGAGAUACAGGAGCUUCGAGCUCAGCUGCGCAUGACGCAUCUUCAGAACCAGGAGAAGCUGCAGCAGCUGCAGGAAACUCUUACUAAUGUAGAAGAUCAUGGGAGCAAACAAGAACACCAGCUUCGAAGGAAAGUUGAAUUAUUAGAAUAUAAGCUUCAGCAGGAAAAAUGCAUUGUAAGUGACCUGCAUAGCACACUGUCUGAGGAGCAGAAGAGAGCCUCUGAAACAUGUGAACUCUUGAAUCAAGAAAAAGCAGCAGUAUCAACCCUGAAGUCAGAUCUAUAUGAACGUAAGCAAGAGAAUGAAAGGCUGCAAAAAUCCCUAGAAGAGCAUCAGAGGGAAAUAAGCAAGCUCCGUUUUGAAUUGGAAAGCAAAGAGAAGGAUUUGACAGCUACUAUGCAAGAGUUGCAGAAUGAACGUCUGACAGAAACAGAGCUGCGAGUUUUGCUUGAGGAACAACAGCUUCAGCAUAAGAAAACAGAAGAUGAAAAGAAAAAGACCUUGGAGGAUUUACAGGCUGCCUUGGAUUUGCAGACGGUGCAGAAUAGCAAGCUGUCUGUAUCCCUCGAGCAUGAACAAAUAAUAAAUGACAAUCUCCGCAAGGAACUUCGGAUCGAAUAUUCCCGCUGUGAAGCGUUAUUGUCUCAAGAACAUGACAAAGUGUUGGAGCUACAGAAAAGCUUGGAUGCUGAGAGAAAUCGUUCUUUGGAGCUCUUAAAUUCCUUGAAUCAUGAACGUGUUUUGACAGAACGGUUGAGCAUGCAAACUAAGGAGGAUGCUUCUUGUCAGCAUAGGGAGUUGUUGCUAGAACAGGCCUUUAUCCGAGAGCUCCAAGCCCAGCUGGAGGAAGAGAGAUCCCGAAAGGCAGAACUAGCUGCUAUUAUUGAGAAAACCCACCGGAAAGCCAUUCGUUCCAAAAGGCAGCCAGAGGCUGAAGUACAGAUGUGUUGCAAAGAAACACAGGUGGAGAAAGAGAUCAGUAACAAACUCCGAGUGACGCUGGAGUCUCUUCAGAGUCAAAAGCAAGAGCAAAACUUGGAACUGCGACACCAGAGGGAUGAACAAAGAAUUAAAGAGAUGCAGGAAAUUGUGGCAAUCUUAAAGGAAACAGAAAGAAGUCCUCCAUCUCAAAGCAGUCAGCGAGGACUGUUGUGUACUUCAGACAAAGAUCAAAAUGCCAAAGAGCCCAUGACAAAAGAAACUGGAAAAUGCAACUUGCAGCAGCAGCAGAAGCAACAGCUGGAGAGGAUAAGACAACAGUUGCUUUUUGUAGCUGCACACCUCAUUGAGUUAAUGUGUAAAACUGUAGAUAAAACAGUUAGCGACUGGUAUGUAUCAAAUGAUGAAGCUGUAGCAUCUUUACUGCAGACGUUAAAGGAACUAAAAUCAGAUUUAUCGUCUCCUCCUGCAUCUCAGAUCAGAUCUACAGAUGAUACCAACUCUGCUCAAGAACUGGAAAGAGCUGCUUGGCAGCAAGAAAGAAGCAUUCUACAGAAUGCACUGAAACAGGCAGAAUCUGAACUGGCUAAAGCAACUGCUGAAACUGAAAACAAAGCAAUGACGGAAGCAUUCAAUCCUAAGUUACAGAGAUUAUAUAGGAAGUACCUACGAGCAGAGAGCUUUAGAAAGGCUCUGGUUUAUCAGAAGAAAUACCUCUUGCUGCUUCUUGGUGGAUUUCAAGACUGUGAACAAGCAACUCUCUCUCUAAUAGCACGCAUGGGAAUCUACCCCUCGCCUGCAGACCUGCAGCUUCCUGCCUCCCGCUCCCGCCCUCUGACCAAGUUCAGAUGUGCAGUCAGGGCAGUCGUUGCCGUGUCAAGGUUGAAGUUUUUGGUGAGAAAGUGGAACAAGCUUAACAGAAAAAAUGCCCAAGGUGAAAUCGUCUCCCAACAUACAGGAAAUAACACAGCCUCUGGUGCCAGAAUAGAAACUCUGAAACAGCAGCAGCUCCCAGCUGUUCAUGUAAGCUCUCCCCCAACCCGGGACACUGGCCUGUGCCACAGAACCAGCUCUGCGAGAUCUGUGAGCUGCUCCUCCAAAUCCUCUCACCGGUCACACAGCAGAUUGCCUCCAUCCACUUCAGAAAAGUCACCUGUGCCUACUCAGGAUCCUGAACGAUCACUUACAGAAUACAUCCACCGCUUGGAGAUUAUCCAGCAAAGACUAGGAGGGGUGCAGUCAGGACAAGUUCCAGGCCUGCCUUGCCAGAGAAACAUGAAAAAGUGAUCAGAAUGCUUCUGAAAUCUGUGCUGUGAAACCGCCAAGUUAUUGCUUCCUUCUGAGUUAUUCCCUGGUGAAUGGAGCACUUGUCAUCUCCUGUGCAACUAAAUAAAGGGCAGUGCUUUUGCAUCAGAA
Molecule: messenger RNA, 13215 nt
Organism: Tympanuchus pallidicinctus (lesser prairie-chicken)
Lineage: Eukaryota; Metazoa; Chordata; Aves; Galliformes; Phasianidae
Gene: PCNT
Product: pericentrin
Exons: 53
Coding region: 94-13086 (4330 amino acids)
Biological process (GO): signal transduction
Molecular function (GO): molecular adaptor activity
Source: RefSeq, a predicted model, not a curated record